UUGCAUUCCCCUUUCCAAAAGUACAUUGCUAUGCUAGUUUUUGGUCUACUGCUACUAGAUUCUCGUCUCUUUCUCUGUUUUGUGGGUCUUCUUUAGAGAAAUAUCCUGCCUGUACUCUGUUUCGCGUACUCGUUGUAGUGUUCUCAGUUCCUGUGAGAUUUUAAAGUUCCUGAGAAGUAACUUAGUUUCAGGCCGGAUACGUCUGUGCGAUAUCGUGUUUUGCCCUUUCCACGCAUCUGAUGUGAAGGUUGUCGGUGAGAGUGUAACAGAUUAGUUUGGAGCUGUGUGUAAGAUGGCGUCCGUAAGCAAAGGUCGUGGACGAGGCAGAAUUGUCAAGGAAGUCAGGCAACCGGCAGCCGAGACUCUGGAGCUGCUGAACUCUGAAGUACGGAAGCUUUCCGCAGGACAGCGCAGUUCUUCCGGACGUCCUGGUUCCGCACAGAGCAUCAGUCGGCUGGCAUCCACCCCGCGUGGUCAGGGCAGGGGCCGCAGCAGUUUGGAGACGAGUCCCCUGCCAGUGGCGGCAUCUCGAUCUGUGGAGUGUGAUCGCCCCAUCGGCAAGUGUGUCAUCAUCAGCUCAGUGAAGUCAUCGGUGGUGCAGGAGACACCACAGAAACGCACUCUACCUUUGGUCAGCAACACAAGGCCUAGCCCUAGCAACAGCAACACUGGAACUCUACCUUUGGUCAGCAAUAUGCCUAGCCCCAGCAACAGCAACGCUGGAACGUCACCGUCAUCACCAGCGCCCAACACUCUUGACUGCGUGCCUGCUCUGAGUAAUGCAGACACACAGACUAGUGCUCCUCCGGCGGCGGAAGUAAUUCACCCGGCCACCGACAGGCCCUCUCCCACGUUGUCGGCGACGUCGGAGGUGUUUGUUCCUUCCUUCAUGCGUACUGCUAGUGAGCCAAACCGCUCUUCCCAGCCGGCUGCUUAUACUCCUCCUUCUACUCUAAAUAUCAAUGAUAGUAGUUCUGGCGUUACCAACAAGAAUGUCAUAACUGGUGAUAGUGAUGGCGGCAUUGCAAGAAAUGACGCUGCCGAGCAAGGCUAUCUUGUCGGCAAUGUUAGCAACAACAAUGGCAGCAGCAGUGACAUCAUUGGAGGUGACUGCAAUAGCGAUGGUAAUAGCAAUGGCUACAGCCAUGGCUACGGCCAUGAUCACAGCGAUGGCUACAGCCAUGGUCACAGCCAUGACCACAGCCAUGGCCACCGCAGCCGCUCCAGCAGCACCAGCAGCACCAGCAGUACGGGUAGCAAUUCUAGUGCGACAGCAGCGAACACCACCAGUGGUAGCAGCAGCACCAAGACUGCACUGACACCGGGUGCUGUUCACGCAGAGCUCUUCAUCCCGCAGAAACACGUUGCCGGCACGUCUGCAACUAAACGGAAGAUACCCAUGCCAGCUGCGUGGGUGGACAUAGACGAAUCAAGCAAGGUGGCGCUCAAGCACCUGCACGAGGUGGUUACCUUGGCUAUUAACAAUCCGUCCAAUUGGAUAUUUAAGUUGACUUCUCUGCGUGACACAAUGUCAUCGUGGAUAGCCAACAAAGAAGCGGUGAUGGCCGCUGUUCAGUUUGUCAUCGAUCAGGCAAAGGAACACGACACGUUUGCUCUGAAUGGUGCGCGCUUGUUGGAGGGUAUAGCACCGAUCUAUUUCCGAGAUGCCGGUGUAACACUGUCAAGUGUACUGCCUGUUAGUGUCUUCAAGGUGAUGGAGAACUACAACGAGCUGGUUGCGGAUUACUCCACGCGUCGUAUGUCACGUAACCUGGCUGCGUUUCUCGGUCACGCCUGCACCCUACUGAAGGAACAUUGCAUAUCGCCUAGCUUAACGGGGUCAAUUCUCUCUGCUCUGGAAGUACUUAUGGCGAGUGGACAUGAGGACUGUUGUGUAGCUGCAUGCAACCUAUUGAAGAGGUCAGGCGAGGUAUUGUUCGCGGAUCCCGAUCGAACCAAGUACAAGGCUGUGAUGGUGCAGCUGGCAGCUCUGCAGGCCAAACACAAUUGGUCACCCGCAACACGCGAUUUGAUUGUGAAAACCGGUGCGGCGGAGUGGGAGCUGAAAAGGCAGCUACCUAGCCUGGCAGAAGUUAUGAGGCCCGCUGGCUGCAGUCCGAUGCCGUUCAACCCUUUCCUACCACCUGUGCUCACCUCGCCCGUUCCUCAGUCUCCACUCAUGACGCAGUUCUUCCAGCCAGCUAACCACCCCGCCUACGUGCCCGUUCGCCAGCCACUCUUUGUACCACCGGUACAGAGAGUCCCCGCACAUCCCAUGUCGUCCUACGCGCCUGCACAAUCUUCAGCUGUGGCGUCACAACCUGCCAAGCCUGCGCCAAAAAUGUCCAGCCUGGAUGAUGAAUCCUUUCAAGAUUUCUUAUCAUGGCAUCGCUCGCAUGCUUCCACAUCGGCCACCACAAACGUGGAUUCCGCCGAGACUAAGCAGAAAUUUAAAGAGUUCCUCGAGUGGCAGAAAUCCAGAACGGAGUAGUCAGCCUGCAAGUCUUCCUGUGGCUGAAUGACCCUGUCUUCUCAGAGUCUGUAACUGACUAACACUCUCUUCUCAGUUGUGUGCAUGUGCUGUUCAAGGGAAGCUGUAAACAUGCCGGAGCAGAAGAGUCUCUUCACCUUUUCGAGAAGCAAUCAUCUUUCUGGUCUGCUCUGUUAGAGCAAUUUAUCACCCAAUGCCACCGUACAAUCUGUGGAUACAUCACUAGAAUCGGUAGUUGUCCAUCUGCUGGUCUGCUGUUACUCCCGCUGAUCUGCUAUUACUCCCGCUGGUCUGCUGUUACUCCUGCUGGUCUGCUGUUACUCCUGCUGGUCUGGCGUUGCUGCUGCUGACUCCACUGCUACUGAUGCAUGUUGGUUGGGGGACGGGACCGCUCAGCUGUGUCUUUACUGCUGUUGCAUCAAGGCCUGCGUCACACAAUACACAGUGGAUGGGUGUUUCUAUUGUGGAUUUGUACUGCGUGAAGGGACGCAGGCGCCUUCCAUGCACGACUGUUGUUCUCGGCUCCCAGUGCGCCCUCCUUACUUAUCUCCGUCUGGCUGAUGGCAGGUCUCUGCAGGUCGAGUUGCGCACGGCAUGUCUGCUCUGUGAGUACGGUCUGCUGCUAUGCCCUGCAGUGUUCAUGGAGUCAAGUGAGGGUCAUGUAACGAGGGUCAUAUCCUCCACAAGUGUGCUGUGUCCCACCUGCUGUGUGCUGUGUUCCAUUUGGUGUGUGCUGUGUCCAUGCUGGGCGUGUGUCGUCGCCAGUGAACUUCUUUCGGAUGUCGCGUCUGAUUAUACUUUGUAAUGGCGAUUAACUGAUCAUUGUGUUGGUGAUCCGAUUGUAGCUUGUCUGCAAGUUUCUUUUUACAUGUACUAUGUUUACCUUUUGCUGUGAUGGAACAUUGAACUAGGCUUUUUAUUGUGUGUAUCUUGCCUGUAAACGAGGCAUGUUCGUCAACAAUGCGGGAUUGUUGUUGUUUCGAAUCUUUCUUCUCACUGGAACUAGUUACUUGGCCCGCUCAUCAACGAAUGCUGUUUUGCACAGAGUGCUUGUGUGUUUUCGUACGUUUUUUACACUUACCCUAACCAUCAUUUUUUGGGGGGCACCGGUGUCCUUUUCUUCUUCUUUUUUCUUAGAUGCUGAAAUGGUCAUGCCCUUGUAAUUGUCUGUGUUUCUUUGAUACCUGCUGUCAGUGACUCCAGAUCGUUCACUCCCCGUUUUAUUACCACUUUUCAUCCCCUGCUUUUAACCAUUCUCAUCUCCUCGCCGCUUUA
Molecule: messenger RNA, 3766 nt
Organism: Sycon ciliatum
Lineage: Eukaryota; Metazoa; Porifera; Calcarea; Leucosolenida; Sycettidae
Exons: 13
Coding region: 293-2491 (732 amino acids)
Source: RefSeq, a predicted model, not a curated record